Messenger RNA from Lactuca sativa (garden lettuce), 2118 nucleotides. NCBI's taxonomy places the organism in Eukaryota, Viridiplantae, Streptophyta, Magnoliopsida, Asterales, Asteraceae. The record is from RefSeq and is a predicted model, not a curated record.
AUGGUAGGGGUAGAAAGGAAGUUCAUCGAGCAUAAAAUUGUAAUUAAACCAAGCGCAAAAGAGGUUAAGCAGAAGAAGAGAGUCCAGGGAGGAGACCGUAAUAGGGCAAUUAAUGCAGAAGUGGCCAAGCUGGCAGAAGUCGGGAUAGUGCGGGAGGCAAUAUUUCCGACAUGGAUCGCGAACCCAGUUAUGGUCCGCAAGCAAUACGGGUCGUGGCGUAUGUGGAUAGACUUUUCAGACUUAAAUAAGGCAUGCCCUAAAGAUUGUUACCCUCUCCCGGAGAUUGAUCAGAAAGUGGAAUCGUUACAAGGGUUUAAGCUAAAGUGUUUUUUGGAUGCGUACAAAAGGUACCACCAGAUUUUGAUGAGCAAAGAAGAUGAGGAGAAAACAGCAUUCUACACGGAUCAUGGCAAUUUCUGCUACACCAAGAUACCUUUCAGCUUGAAGAAUGCAGGGGCCACAUAUCAGCGCCUGGUCGACUCGAUAUUUGCCAAACAAAUCGUGAAAAACAUCGAGGUAUAUGUGGAUGACAUGGUGAUUAAGAACCCGCAUGAAGACAAGAUGUUGCAAGAUAUUGAGGAGACUUUCCGAACCUUAGAGGCGGUAAAAAUGAAGCUGAACCCGGCCAAAUGUACGUUUGGGGUGGAAGAGGGGCAGUUCUUGGGAUACUACGUCACCAGGCAAGGUAUCCAGCCCAGCCCGACCAAAGUCGAUAAAUUCAUUGAGACACCAACACUGAACUCCCUCAGGGAUGCACAAGGUCUGAAUGGGAAACUUACAGCUCUAAGAAGGUUCAUUUCGAAAUCCGCUGACAAGGCCAUGCCGUUGUUCCACACAUUGAAGGGGUGCAUUGAGAAGAGCAAUUUCCAAUGGAUGAAUGAAGCAGAAAAAGCACUCCAAAGAAUCAAGGAAGCGCUACAUGAAUUACCCACGCUGGCCAGCCCUGUCCCUGGAGAGACGUUACAAGUGUACCUCUCGACAUCAGGCGAAGCAAUAUCUUCAGUAUUGAAUGUAGAAAGGGAAGGGGAACAGAGACCGAUACUACUCAAGCCGGAGACGUCGGGCCGGCUGGCGAAGUGGGCGAUCGAACUAAGAGAGCACGACAUAAAUUACCGCCCAAGGAAGAGUAUCAAGGGACAAGCGCUAACCGAUUUCUUACUAGAAAUUCCAGACGGAGGGGACCUAAACAAAGAGAAAGUGUGGGCAGUUGAAGGGGCCCCGGCUGAUAACAGUUCAUGGACUUUCUAUACAGAUGAGGCAUCCAGCAGGGAAGGCUCAGGGGCGGGGCUGAUCCUGACCAGUCCAGCAGGAGAAGAGGUAACCUACGCCCUCCGUUUCGAUUUCCACACGUCGAACAACAAAGCGGAGUACAAAGUGCUGCUCGUAGGGUUGCGUCUAGCCAAGCAGAUGGGUGCGAAAGCUGUAACGGCCCUAACCGACUCGAGGCUAGCAGCAAACCAGGUUAAUGGGAGUUUUGAGUUUGCUGAGAACCCGUUCAGAAAGUGGUGCACCACCAAAGGGAUAAGCCAACGUUUCACAUCGGUAGCACACCCGCAAGUGAACGGACAGACAGAGGUAUCUAAUCGAACCAUUGUGAAUGGAAUCAAGAAGAGGCUGGGCAAAGCAAAAGGGAAUUGGGCGGAGGAGAUACCGAUGGUGUUGUGGUCGUACAGAACUACACCACGAACAAGCACGAAGGAAACCCCCUUCAGUCUGACAUAUAGGACAGAAGCCAUGCUUCAUAUGGAGGUGGCAGUGAACACAGUAAGGGUGGCCAACAAGGAUGAGGAAAGCAAUGCACAAGACUUAAGGAUAAACCUGGAUAUCCUAGAGGAAAAGCAUGAAAAAUCUGGAAUGCGCCAAGCUGCAUACAAGCAUGCAACAGAAAGGUACUACAAUCACAGAGUAAAAGAAAAAGCGUUCAGAUUUGGUGAAUACGUUUUAAGGAAAAAUGAGGCAAGUCGAGCCCAACCCCAAGGCAAGUUGGGCCCAACAUGGGAAGGCCCUUAUAGAGUCACAGAGGCAAACAAGAAUGGCGCAUAUGUGUUAGAAACAAUGGAAGGAAGGCAGAUUCCAAGAACGUGGAAUGCUAGGAACUUGAAGAAGUAUUUAUUUUAA